Molecule: messenger RNA, 8856 nt
Organism: Dromaius novaehollandiae (emu)
Lineage: Eukaryota; Metazoa; Chordata; Aves; Casuariiformes; Dromaiidae
Gene: UNK
Product: unk zinc finger
Exons: 17
Coding region: 1297-3687 (796 amino acids)
Biological process (GO): cell morphogenesis involved in neuron differentiation
Molecular function (GO): metal ion binding; mRNA CDS binding
Source: RefSeq, a predicted model, not a curated record
CGUGAGAAGUGUCCCAAGUGCGGCGCGGCACACACCCCCUUUCCUCGGGGCAGUGCCGGAGGCGCUUGUCACGUUCCCUCCUUCUCUUGUACUGCUGAAACGUGAUUCCUCCGUAAGGAAAACAUUUAGUGCGUGUUACCUCCACCCUUAGGCAUAUCUUCUCAGCGAAGGGUUUAUUCCUGGAAUACGUCUUCCCUAACCAAAAAUAUCGUUAUAGUGCGUUGUCCCAAAGAUAUACAACCUCUUAGGGUUUGUGCUUGGUGUCUUCUGCGCCAGCAAUAAAUUGUUUGAGUUGGAAGUUAUGGUGAUAAAAGUCAUUGCUCUUUUUGCAAUAAGACAAACUUGGGUGAAUUGAGAGUGAGCAGCGUCUUUGCGAGGAUGGGUUAGCGAUGGGAAUAUGAUGGAUGGGAAAUAGCUCAAGUGGUCCCUUGCAUCCUUCCGAGAAAAAAGUUUGGAACUGUUCUUUGUCAAAACAAAAUAUUUCUGCUGAACUGCCCACCCUUAUCAUUUCAGGGUGUUGCCCACAUACAGACAAAAUGUAGAACAAAUUACCCCUAUCUCUCACUUGUGUGGAUUCCCCCACCCAAAAUGAGAAGGGCAGGUUUGGCGUGGGGUUUGUGUUGUAUUCUCUUACUUUUCCUAAAGUUGAUGAUGGAAGUGGGAAUGAGGGAAGUUCUUCCUUGUGUUUACACUGCAAUAUACUGAAUAAAAAGAGCUACAGAGAUGUAAAGGCAUAGCACCAUAUGACCCUGGUGUCUGCUAGAGGGAUAAUGGACUGUUUUACAUCGUCGUGCUUCAGUUUGUUACGAAUAUCAAGGCUCUAGUGGAAUGAGGGAUUUUGGGUCUUGUUCCCGUUGUGAAGAACCUGUUGUGAUCUUCAGGGACCUGGCAAGUCGUAGCCUGUUAGAUUAUUUUGUUUCUUUUUGUGUUCUGCUGUUAAAGUUCGAUAGCCUUAUAGAAGCAACUGGAAUGAAUGAGUCUACCAGGACUAUUACUGUAGUGAUAAAAGAGAGUACAGGACCUGCUUUUAGAGAUGGAGCAUCACCAGAGGCAGAGAAACAGUCAUCAAAAGGGAGAGGGAAACAUCCAGGUGACAAGGAGAUUUGGGUACAGAGAUUAUAAGUACAUUAGGAAGAAGAUGACAGCAACAUAGCUAAGCAUGACUAUGGAAACAACAGACAAGGAUAUCAAAAAUUAGGAAAGAAACACUGGAAGAAAGAGUUCAGGAAACAGGAAGAGAAGAAGGAAGACCAGGACCCAGUAACUGAAAAGGACAGGGGAAGAAAAUGGAACAGUAUGGAACAAAGUUACCUGAAGGAGUUUCGCACGGAGCAGUGCCCUCUCUUUGUGCAGCACAAGUGCACUCAGCACCGGCCCUACACUUGCUUCCACUGGCACUUUGUCAACCAGCGUCGUCGCAGAUCUAUCCGCCGUCGGGACGGUACAUUUAACUACAGCCCUGACAUCUACUGUACCAAGUACGAUGAGACCACAGGAAUCUGCCCAGAAGGAGAUGAGUGUCCAUUCUUGCACAGAACUACUGGGGACACGGAGAGGAGAUAUCACUUGCGCUACUACAAAACUGGAAUCUGCAUCCAUGAGACGGACUCCAAGGGAAACUGCACGAAGAAUGGAGUCCACUGCGCCUUUGCUCACGGGCCCCAUGACCUACGCUCUCCGGUUUAUGAUAUCAGGGAGCUUCAGGCCAUGGAAGCUUUGCAGAAUGGUCAGACUACAUCAGAAGGUGGCAUAGAGGGCCAGUCUGCAGUCGCUGCUAGCCAUGCAAUGAUAGAGAAAAUACUCAGCGAGGAGCCAAGGUGGCAAGAUACAACAUACGUGUUGGGAAAUUACAAGACAGAGCAAUGUAAGAAACCCCCUCGUCUCUGUCGCCAGGGUUAUGCCUGUCCCUACUACCACAAUAGCAAAGAUAGAAGAAGAAGCCCAAGGAAACACAAAUACAGAUCUUCGCCAUGUCCCAGUGUGAAACAUGGAGAUGAGUGGGGAGAUCCCAGUAAGUGUGAGAACGGAGACUCAUGCCAAUACUGCCACACUCGCACAGAACAGCAAUUCCACCCAGAGAUCUACAAAUCCACCAAGUGCAAUGAUAUGCAGCAGUCUGGCAGCUGUCCCCGAGGACCCUUCUGUGCCUUUGCACAUGUAGAACAGCCUCCUCUCAAUGAAGACUUACAGCAAUCCUCGGCUGUGUCCAGCCCAACACAGACAGGUCCUGUGAUGUAUAUGCCAUCGGCAGCUGGUGAUUCUGUUCCAGUCAGCCCUUCCAGUCCGCAUGCCCCAGACCUGAGCAAUGUGUGGAAUAAAACAGGAACUCUGCCAACUAGCCCCACCUCCACCACAAUUCUUUGUAGGAACAGCAGUCUCGGAAGCCCAUCUAAUAUAUGUGGGUCUCCUCCUGGCGCCAUUGGAAAACCACACAGCUUGGAGAGCAUUGGUUUUCCUCCAGACUCAGUAACAGCAGCCGGCAGCUACAAGAAAGCACCUGGGUUUGAGCGAGAAGAUCAGGUGGGGGCCGAGUAUUUGAAGAGUUUCAAAUGCCAGCAAGCGAAAAUGAAAUCCCAUUCACUGGAACACAGGAGCCAGGAGCAACCUUUGUUACAGCCCAAACAGGACAUAUUGGGGAUUCUCCCAGUGGGGAGCCCACUGACAUCCAGCAUCUCCUCCAGUAUCACCUCCAGUCUGGCUGCAACACCACCAAGCCCUGCUGGCACCAGCAGCAUACCAGGCAUGAAUGCCAAUGCCCUUCCUUUCUACCCGACCAGUGACACCGUUGAGUCUGUCAUAGAGUCUGCCUUGGAUGACCUGGACCUGAAUGAAUUCGGAGUGGCUGCCCUGGAGAAGACAUUUGACAGCAGCACAGUGCCCCACACAAGUGGCAUCAUGAUAGGUGGGAGUUUGCUGCAAAGUUCUGCUCCUGUAAAUAUCCCCGGGUCCCUUGGAAGCUCUGCCUCCUUUCACUCUGCCUCUCCUUCUCCACCGGUCAGCCUCUCAUCGCAUUUUCUCCAUCAGCCCCAGGGACACUUAAGCCAAUCAGAAAACACUUUCCUGGGGACAUCAGCUUCUCAUGGAUCAUUAGGUUUAAAUGGGAUGAACAGCAGCAUAUGGGAACACUUUGCUUCGGGGAGUUUUUCGCCCAGUACCUCACCUGCAUUUCUGUCAGGUCCAGGUGCUGCGGAGCUGGCACGGCUACGACAAGAACUGGAUGAAGCCAACAGCACAAUAAAGCAGUGGGAAGAGUCUUGGAAACAAGCCAAACAGGCCUGUGAUGCUUGGAAAAAGGAGGCAGAGGAAGCAAAUGAUCGCGCCAACACAGCUAACAUGGAAUGCGAACUGGCCCGGGAGCAGAGGGAAGCCUUGGAGCUGCAAGUGAAGAAACUGCAGGAGGAGCUGGAGAGGAUCCAUGCAGGCCAGGACCCUCAAUUUCUGCGCUCUUUCUCUGACCUGGAAACUCUCUCGCUCUCUUCACUUUAUACACUUCAGAAACAGCUGCGGGCAAACUUGGAGAAAGUUGAUAAGGCGGUAUUUCAGAUGCAGUCAAUGAAAUGCCUUAAGUGUCAGGAAGAGAACCGGGUGGUGUUACCGUGCCAACAUGCUGUGCUGUGUGAAACGUGCGCCGAGGAGGGCGAGUGCCCCAUCUGCCAUCCCAACAGGCCCCAUUCUCUCCAGUCGUGACCUUCCAAGGACACUUGGUCUAAUCAUAUCGUAUAGAACUUUUUAACUUUAUACAUACGUACAUAUAUAUGUAUGUGUACAUAUAUAUAUGUAUGUGUAUAUAUAUGUGUAUAUGAGUGUGUGUAUGUGCAUGUUUGUGUAUGUAUAUAUGCGCACACACACACGCACAUACACACAUAAAACAAAUUAGUUGCAGAGCACUUUUUAAUAUUUUACAACCCGCAUCUAAACUGCCCCUCACCUGUGCCCCACUAAUUCUAACUCUUGAGGAACUUUGAGAGCUGUUUUUAAUACAGAUCAAAGGGCCGUUUGCAAAGAGUCUGUGUUUUUCCUCUUUUCUAUUUAGGUGAUAACAAAUUUUUGACUAUUUCCAGAAGGAUUUUGAGUGGGCAAGAGGGGCUUCCAUGUGCUUUCCAGAGGAAGAGUUGAGAUCACAGGGAGGAAUGAGGUGGAUUGAAGUGACUUGUUCAUGUCUUCAGUCUCCUUGCUCUUUCACCGACCCAGCUUGGUUAAAGCUGUCCUCUCUGAUGGAAGCCCCACUGGGCCCCUGCCUGGUGGGGCUCUCAUUGCCAAUCUUGAAUGUGCAGGAACUUUGUCUGUCGUUUAAACAGCAAAGUUCACUUUUUAAAAGUUUUUUUUCUUUUUACACACACUUUGUAUAUUUGUAUGAAAACAAGAAAAGGGAAAAAAUAUAUUGGACCUAGAGCAAAACAGGCCCAACAAUUCAAUGACAUGUUCAUUGCUGAUAAAGCUGGGAUGUUCCAGGUUUGAGCAGCCUUAGAAGUACUGUCCUUGUGUCAACUAAAGCCCUUUACAAAAGGAAUAUGGAUGCACAGGUUUGUUCUCUCCAGCGCCCCAUAUCUGGUGGCUGCCUAGAGAUUUUUUUACUGCUUCAGACCAGAGUACAGUUUUCUUUUAGCCACAGGGACCUGUUUCAUAGUCACUGCUGAAACGCAUGAAACAGUUCCAGGUAGUCUGAGGAUGCUUUAGUUGAGUGGACUUGAUGUCGACACCUCAAGCAUGGGUUGUGGACCCAGGGUCCAGAAGCCCUCAUGCCAGUGAGUGUAUGCCGGGGUGACAGAGAAAUACCCAGCAUGGAACAAACUGCUGAUAAAUCUGUUAUUACUUGGAACAGGAGGAGAGUGUAAAUUCCUUGCCUUGUAAUGCUCCUCAGUGGAGAUGCUUCUUCCUGACCUCAGCUGCUAAUCACUUUGACGUAAAACACGAUGCAUAUUAACACUUUCGACUUAAAAGCACAGCCACUAUUCUUAUUUAUAUACGUAAGUGUUGCUGAUGGAGAAAUCUUAAAAGCUAGUUAGUCCAGUCAUGUGCUGUGGCAGUGUUUCAUGUGUUACUUGGCUCCUGAGAAAAAAGAACUAGAAAGGACAAGGACUUUAAUUUCAGAUGCUCAUUUAAAAUCUGUAACUCAUCAGCCUCACCAGCCAGUCUGUCCAGGUGCUAGUGAGUUGGUAGUAGUAGUCUGGCUCUCUGUUGUAGAGGACUAGACACUCACUCCAGUACUGCCUGCUGACAGGGAUGCCAAACUCAUCACAGCAGAGAGGAACGAAGUGGCUCCAAGCAGAAGAAAUGGGCUUCCUUCUCCACGGUGCAAGAGAAAUGUUGCAGGGUCCUCCAGCCCUCUGUCUCCUAUUUCUUCCUCUGCCUGACUCCUUUCCUGAAUAUGGGGCUUUCCACCACCCCUGUGCAGCUCCUACUGGUAUCUCUGACCUGCUGAGUGUGUUCUGGGCCUCUGUCCACAAGCAACCCCCGCAAAGGAGCUCAGGGACUUUCUCCUCGUUAGGAUUCUCUUCUUACUUGUCCACAACGCAUUUCCUUCCUUAGAUCAUUUCAGAAAGGCAAAAGAGGGGGGAAUCCCUCAGACUAGUCCUGUACCAGCCGCACCUUGUCCAGUGCAGUUCCUCUCCAGGGAAAAGAAACACCACCAGCUUAGACCUGUCUAGUAACUGAGCUUUCCUGUGACUUUCUUCACCAGCAUGUCUGUUGGCUUUUCACAUCAGGUGGAUUGUAGUAACCUGCUGGGAUCUCAACCAAAAGGCCACUCGAGCGACUAAAUGUUAUUUUGCACAGGAUGCUGCCUGUGCUGCCCUUCCCUGACCUGGAAAAGCACUGGAACCUCCAGCCGCCCGCUGUUGUUGUAGGAACAAUUGAACUGUUACCAGAGUCUUUCAGAAAGCUUCAUAUUUAAUGCAAAGACAUAAUUAGAUUUGCUUCCAUAAUUCCACCUUUCCUUUGCAUGGAAGGGGUUAUAUGCAUUCCCAGAUGAUCUCUUAAGUGCAGCUCUGUGUAGUUCUUUUUUUAUGUUUUUCCCAUUAACUUGUUUUUGGGUUUUUUUGGUAAGAAUGCUUUUUUUCCAUGUGUAUUUUAUUGUAACUAGCAUCAGUUUUUCUAAUUUUUUUUAUGGAGAGACACUGUUGGGUGAUUAUUGUGGCUAUGUUGUUUGGUUAUAGCCUUUGAAUGUCUGUGCCAUGGGGCAGCACAUCUGCCUUGGUCUGAUCGUAAGGAAAGACCUUUUAUUAAAAUAUGUGAACAUUUCUUUUUUAGAAACAAAACAAGGAAGAAAAAAAGAAAAAAGGAGAGAGGAGUAAAAAACCCAAUGAAGAUAAAAUUUACUAAAACAUUUUUGUAACUAACUUAAAUCAUAGGAAAUAAACUCUUGAAUCAGGUCUAUAAUAUUUAUAAGAACCAGAGCUCAUCAGCCUCUUUGGCUAUUGGUUUGUAACACUUUUUUUUUGUUUUGUUUUUUGUUAGCGUUGCGGUUUAUCUGCUCUCCUGCCUCUCUGGGGGGUUGUUCAUGAGGACGCUGUCUUUAGACAACCCUUUUUUGCCAGAACUGUCUAGCACCUGGCCGCAGGUUUCCAUCUGAUUCCCGUGGGUGUUCUUCACCUUGUCCCUCCUCCUCCUAGCAUGAAACUUGUCCACCGAUCUGUCACUUGGUCUCAAUGUGACUUUUGAGAGUGGUGCAGCUCUAUCGGAUCAUAAGGGGGGGACAAAUAUUAUUCCCCAAUUUCCAUGGGGGCAUAUUGCUUAGCCAGGGAGGUACAAGGAAAAUUCCUAAGCCAGAAAAAGCUUGUUUUUUUUUUCCCUUUCAUCUAAAACACAGUUUCUCUCUUUUAAAGCUUAUACUGAAGGACCAAAGAAUUCAGAACUUCCCUUAUUGUGGCCCUUAAAUUUUAACUCUCCUUUGCCACACCGCACUCCUGGCAGAACAGGCCCAAGGAAUUGGCACUAGCGCUGGGCUGGUGCGUCCCCUUUCCUUGCCUCCAUCCAAGGUAGCCCAGCACUCUCUUUGCACAAACACGUAGCCUGUUUCGCUCUUUCCUCUGGUUCUUUAAGAAACACUUCUUUAAUUUAGGUUUCUAUGAACUUUUGUUUGCUGCUUAAAAAAAAAAAUAGUAUCCGAAAUGUGAAUUUUUUUCUUAGGCAUCAGAUGGAAAGGAGAACUCGAUCUUUGCGUCUUUUGUGAAUCUUUUGGGGGCCACUUACGUGACAGAAUUUCUUACUCGAGUGAGAUGAGAGCCAAGGGAAAAGAAAAUUUCUGACCACCUCCAGCAGUCGCUACUGCCUGCCUGAGGCCGGAAGGGUUGAGGGCGACUGCAGCGCUGCUUCCGAGGCUGAGGAGUCGGGUCAGCUUGUGCGGGGUGUAAAAAGGGUCUUGUUAAAUCUGGUGCUAAUAUGUACAUCCCCUCUAAUGUACUGUCAAGCUUCCUUCCGAAGCAGGAAACUCCCUUUUAUGGGACAUGAAGUAAUACACCAGAACUAAGGGGACGUUUUUGGCUGAGUCGCACUUCAAAACUAAGUUUUUCUUCACGAGACGUUUGAGUGAACCCAGUGCGUCUGGGUUCUGUCCGUUCCUGCCCUGUUGCAUAGACACCCACCUCGAUAAUGGUGUUUUCCUCCCCAGAUUUUGGGGAGCUUUGGGAGUGUUGACCUCUAUGACUAACUGUGCAGCUUGGAGGUUCCUGAGCUGAGAUUUGGGAGAAGGGAGUCUUAAUUGCGUUGUGAAACCACACUAUUCUUAAAAGUCAAUAAACUCGUACUUUAUUAUGGAAAAAAAAUAUGCAAGCAGGUGGCUUAAGGCAAUGAUAUCCUAGGUAGCUAGAUAUCAAAGAGCAAGGAUAUAGCUGUAGAGAAUAGCCAGGAAAGAAUUUUGGUAUGUUUGGCAUUUGCAUCGCCUUGGGAUACCAGGACCACUUUUAGCUCAUCUCCGGACUUAGGGGCCGCAGCCAAAGGCCAGCUGCGGCAGAGAUGCACGUGGCACAGGAGGGACCAGGGGAAGUCUCGGAGCUGGAGCACAUUUCCCUUGAACCAGCCCCCCCGAAGGGGCUCGCUGCAGCCGUUCCCGUGUUGAAGGGUUUUAUACUUUUGUACAUCUCUGAAGCUGAACCUGAGCCACGAGCAAGGCUUGUACGGCUGAGACAAUGAAGAGAUUUCCUUACCGUGUGAGGAAGCCUUGGGUGCUGAGUGGACUCAGUAAUUUGUUGCUGGUCCACCAGCCUCCGUAUCUCCUUUUCCUCCUUCUCCCCCAUCUGGGAAGGAAGAAUAUUACCAGUGUUUUCCUCCAGAAUUAUAAUAAUCCUUGGAGUGAUAGCCAACAGAAAAAUAGAUGUUACUGAUGAAAAAAAAGAAAGUAUUUUAAAAGUGAAGUAUUCCCGCAGUCUAGUGACUGCGUUGGAGAGAUUUCUGGGGCUUCCCCACUCUGUAGCUUCCAAUGUUAAAACAAAAUAAAUACAGUAUACGUUAAAAAAAUAAUAAUACACACUGCAGUAUUUCUGGGGGCAAUUCUCGCCCGGUCCCUUCCCUGCUUUCCCCGGCAGAAAGGGCACUGGGCAGAAGAGCCCCUGGUCGGUGUAGAAGUUGGCAGAAUGGUAAUCGGUGGUGUGUAAAAUGUGUUGUUGAUUCCAUGUAUAGAACUGUGAUUUCAGCUGUCGUUCUCUCUCGUAUUCUGUAAAUAUGUGUUUUGGCUGUCGGAAACCUGGUUUAGACUCUUUUCUUGGCAGAGUGAAUUUGCAUGUGGGGCUGAAAAGAACUCAAUCUGUGUCACAAUUUCCAAGGGCAGGAUGGAUUUUUUUUAGAGGACAAUAAAUUUUUAUUUUUUUGCUAAGAAAAAGAAAACAAAAAAUAAAGCGGUGUGUGUGCGUGCGUGCCCGG